CAUGGCUGAUAAUGAUCCUGAACCAGACUAUAGUGUUCCUAGCCCAGUUGCUCAACCUUCCCACUUCAUCUCUUUCAGAUCCAGAUUCACCUCCAUGGUACAACUGAAUUUCACAGUUGUGACUGAGUUUACCUUUGAGGGCUUCUCCAUUUUUGGGUGGCAUCACAGACUCAUCCUCUUUGUGGUCUUUUUAGCCUUGUACCUGUUGACCCUUGCCAGCAAUGCUAUCAUCUUGACAGUUAUCCACCUUAACCACCACCUUCACACCCCCAUGUACUUCUUCCUGAGUGUGCUGUCCAUCUCUGAGACCUGCUAUACUGUGGCCAUUAUCCCCCGCAUGCUGUCCUGUCUCCUCAGCCCCCAACAAGCCAUCUCCAUCCCAGGCUGUGCCACUCAGCUCUUCUUCUACCUCACUUUUGGUGUCAACAACUGCUUCCUGCUCACAGCAAUGGGAUAUGACCGCUAUGUGGCCAUCUGCAACCCCCUACGAUAUUCAGUCAUCAUGGGUAGAAAAGCCUGUAUACACUUGGCAAGUGGCUCCUGGAGCAUCGGCCUGACCAUAGCCGUCACUCAGGUGUCUUCCGUGUUCAGCCUGCCCUUCUGUGAUGCCAACGUCAUCUCCCACUUUUUUUGUGAUAUCCGGCCCCUGAUGAAGCUCGCCUGUGCUGACACUACGGUCAAAGAAUUUAUCACGUUGCUCAUCAGUCUCUGUGUCCUUGUUCUGCCCAUGGUCUUGAUCUUCAUCUCCUACGUCUUCAUUGUCACCACUAUCCUCAAGAUUGCCUCGGCUGAGGGCCGGAGAAAGGCCUUCACCACCUGCGCCUCCCACCUCACGGUGGUCAUUGUCCACUAUGGCUGUACUUCCUUCAUCUACCUAAAACCCAAAUCCAAAAACUCCCUGCAGGACAGACUUAUCUCCAUGACGUACACUGUCAUCACGCCCCUGUUGAACCCUGUUGUAUACAGCCUGAGGAACAAAGAGGUCAAGAAUGCCUUGCUCAGAACCUUAGGCAGAAAGCCCCUCUCCUAGGUGCUGGCAAGUUGAAUAACCAGACAGGAAGCAAGUUCGGUAAGGUGUCGC
Messenger RNA from Otolemur garnettii (small-eared galago), 1081 nucleotides. Its product is annotated as olfactory receptor 10J4. The transcript has a single exon. The record is from RefSeq and is a predicted model, not a curated record. The coding region runs from base 2 to 1030 and encodes 342 amino acids. Gene Ontology annotation, cellular component: membrane. Gene Ontology annotation, biological process: G protein-coupled receptor signaling pathway. Lineage: Eukaryota; Metazoa; Chordata; Mammalia; Primates; Galagidae. Gene Ontology annotation, molecular function: G protein-coupled receptor activity; olfactory receptor activity.